Messenger RNA from Dunckerocampus dactyliophorus (ringed pipefish), 2720 nucleotides. RefSeq names its product flap endonuclease GEN homolog 1 (gene gen1). The transcript has 13 exons. Gene Ontology annotation, molecular function: four-way junction DNA binding; 5'-flap endonuclease activity. NCBI's taxonomy places the organism in Eukaryota, Metazoa, Chordata, Actinopteri, Syngnathiformes, Syngnathidae. The record is from RefSeq and is a predicted model, not a curated record. The coding region runs from base 148 to 2613 and encodes 821 amino acids.
AGAGUGUUGGUGAGACUGUUAACGAAAUCGUUCGCAGCCAAAAGGGCGGCUUCGUUUGAAAAAACCGUCCCAUUGUUGUGUUAUGUGUUGUGUCGCUGUCACCUUUGUCGCUCAUUUGCCGCAAAUAAAGCAGAUAACUGUGCAGUCAUGGGUGUGCACGACUUAUGGUCCAUCAUCGAACCGGUUCGGGAGUCGGUGCCAUUGUACAGUUUGAGCGGAAGGACACUAGCAGUCGACCUCAGUUUAUGGAUCUGUGAGGCCCAGCACGUCCAAGCAAUGAUGGGCAGAGUCACCAAGCCACAUCUAAGGAAUCUGUUUUUUCGGGUCUCUUCCCUUACUCUUAUGGGAGUGAAACUUGUCUUCGUCAUGGAAGGAGAGGCCCCUGAACUGAAAGCCGAAACCAUGAGCCAGAGGACUGCAAACCGAUUUGGAGGGCCCAAAAAAGGUGCUCCCAAAUGCUCCUCAAACACCAGCAGGGGGCGCUUUAAGGCCGUGCUGAGAGAGUGUGCAGAGAUGUUGGACUAUCUGGGUGUGCCAUGGGUGACAGCUGCAGGGGAGGCUGAGGCCAUGUGUGCGUACCUGGACUCACAUGGACUGGUGGACGGUUGCAUCACCAAUGAUGGAGACGUCUUCUUGUAUGGCGCACGGACCGUCUACAGAAACUUCAAUAUGAGCUCUAAAGACCCCCAGGUGGACUGUUACAAGACCUCACGUGUCCAGUCAGAGGUGCAUCUCUCCAGGGAGAACCUGGUUGGUCUGGCAAUCCUCCUUGGAUGUGAUUAUAUUCCCAAGGGAAUCCCUGGAGUUGGUAAGGAGCAAGCUCUAAAGCUCAUCCAGACACUGAAAGGACAAACACUUCUGCAGAGGUUCACGCUGUGGAAGGACGAGGUGGCGUGCGUGUCUCAAGCAGUUGUGAAGAAGGUUCCUCACUGCCACAUAUGUCGACAUCCGGGCUCCGCCAAGGCGCACGAACGCAGCGGCUGCACGCUUUGUGACAGUCACCGAUUCUGCCAACCUCGAGAUUUCGACUACCAGUGUCCAUGUGACUGGCACCCGUCCGAGCUGGCGCGCCAAGUCCAGUCCGUCGAGACAAAUAUAAAAAGGAAAACACUGGCAAGUCAAGAGUUCCCAUUUACAGAGAUUAUCAACGAGUUUUUGAUUUGUAAGGACAAACCCGUUGCCAAGUUCAAGAGGAGGCAGCCAAAUAUGCUCUCAUUGCAGAAAUUUGCACAUGACAAGAUGGAGUGGCCGAAGCACUACACCAGUAAAAAGGUUUUGGCUCUGAUGACUUAUGCAGAGCUGAUGAACAGGACGGGCGGGAGAACGAUGUCAUCACAAAUGCAGCCCAUUCGAAUAUUGAAACCACGCGUGAGAAACUCGGUCCCUUGCUUCGAAGUCCUCUGGAAAACGCCAGAUCAUUACGUUUUUCCUGAGGAUGGGCCGGCGGAGGAUGAGCACGAGGUGAGGUCAGUGGAGGAGCAGUCCCUCUUCUGUGUGGCCUUCCCUGAGGUGGUGGAGAGCUACUUGAAGGACAAAGCCUUAGCUGAAGAAAACAAGACAAAGAAACGAAAACCAGUGAGGAAAAAGGACAAGACAUCAGAUGGACCUGAUGAUGUUUUGGACCUCAUGGCACAAAUGAGCCUCCAAAGCUGCUCUCCGGAAAAGCGAACACCAACUGCCGUGACUCCAAACACACAGGAAGUGGUGGUUUUGAACACACCUGUAGGCAAUAAGCCGCAUGGUGACUCCUUGCCGUCUGCCUCCGCCGUUAUCGAAGCUCUCCACCUGAGUGACAUCGACUGGGAUGCGUUGUCCUUCACGUCCACCCCGCCGCCUAAAACCACCAUUGACGACGUCGAGGAGAAAACCUCAGAACCUCAGCCAGAGCGGUGUUUCAGUGAGUGUCCUCUCAGGGAGAGGCUACUCUUGAGGCAUGCCACCAAAACCAUGGAAAUCGUCUCGAAGCAACUAGACGACAUCGAGCGCAUUCCCUCUCAUAUGUCCGCUUUCAAACUAAAUGCACACAGUCCUAAAGAUAGUGAUGGCAGCAAGACAUCAGAGAAGCCAUCUUCUAGCAAAAUAGAGGCAGAUGAAGCUGCUCCGUCAGCCAAGCCAGCAGCACAAUGCCAGACGAAGGUGAACAAAAGACCUCCUCACAAGUCUAAAUUUGUGUGGAAACCACAGAGGUGCCACUCUGAUCCGUGUCAUGGUGGCAAAGACAGAAACAUGACCUCCAAGAAGAGCGUUUGCGUGAGCGUGUGUCCAUCCAGCGAUGACAGCGACACUGAGAACCAGCCGACGACAACUUGGAGAACCACAAAGCCCUUACACAAGCUCAAGAGAAGGAUCCCAUCAGGUGUCCCUCUGAAACCUAUUGGCGGACCACCGAAACCCAGCGAUGGCAGCGGCCAAUCCUCCAAAUGUGUGCGGAGCUUCGAGAAUCCAGUAAACGCUGAAAGCGGUUCCCCGGUAGAAGCAGCUGUUCUCGAUGACGUGUUCCCUUCCGCCCCGGCGUCCCCCAUCGCUGUGUUGGACAGCGACGAUUCCGUCGUCUGUGGGGGGGACAGCCCUUUGCCGCUGGCAGAAAGACUCAGGCUCAAGUUCAUGCAGUGACAAAAGCAGGAUGCAGGACGGAAGCUUCAUCGUAAUUCAACGUACUCACUGCAAACAAUAUUAGGUACACCUGUGCGGUCACAUGACAUUGAAUUACCCCCCCCCCC